This is a messenger RNA of Amphibalanus amphitrite, 3028 nucleotides long. RefSeq names its product protein lin-9 homolog. The coding region runs from base 139 to 2175 and encodes 678 amino acids. Gene Ontology annotation, molecular function: DNA binding. The record is from RefSeq and is a predicted model, not a curated record. Gene Ontology annotation, biological process: regulation of cell cycle; regulation of transcription by RNA polymerase II; DNA-templated transcription. Lineage: Eukaryota; Metazoa; Arthropoda; Thecostraca; Balanomorpha; Balanidae. Gene Ontology annotation, cellular component: nucleoplasm; transcription repressor complex. The transcript has 9 exons.
UGAAUUUAACAUGGUCAUGUUCAGGAAAAUUGGAUUAUAUCUCUAUAACCAUAUUACCAUCAUUUUCUCUGAACAAAGGGAACAAUAUUCUGUUGUUGGUGGUGAAAGAGCUGGGGAAUUAUCCUGUAAUGCCGUUGAAUGCUCACGGCUGACUCUGGUGAAUCUGCCCAGGCUUUACUAACCAUCAAGAAUGGUGGAUUUUAUGGGACAAAGGAUACAAGUGACACUGUAGUCUCUUCUGACAUGGAUCCUCUUGACAUUGAAAAUGGUGAAAAUCUUCAAACUGAAGACUUUGAGAAUGAGAACUCAAAUGAUAGCCGGCCAGGCUUUCUCUCAGCACUUGGGCUUCAACCAGCUGGAAAGAAUGGAGCUAGUCCAAGACAAACACCAGAAAAGAGAUCCACUCCACUCCUAUAUAAUAGGAGGGGUACACCUCAGCGGAUACGGAAAAAGAACCGUCUAUACUUUGAUGACGAUCACGUGAGCGGCCCAGCGGUGCGAGCAUCGCCGAAAAAGUCUCCGGCGCCGCCGCGGGAGCGGGCGGCCGAGCCCACCACGCCAGUGCGCGGUCGGCUGACGCCGCUCCGUGGCGCCGCUGCCGCCUCCCCGGUGCGGGCCGUCGUCACUACGCCCAAGAAGACGCCGACGCGGGCGGCUGCUGUGGCGGCGGCGGCUCAGCUGCACAAGAUGAGCAGCUCGCCGGCCGCCGCCCCGGCGCCCGCUCCGGCUCCGGCUCCGGCUCCGACUCCGAUCCUGCCACGGACGGUCGCGCCGGCCGUCCCCGCUCUGGAGGCCGGCAGGGUGACCAUAAACCGGCAGCGCGAGGCGCACGCACUCGGCCUGCGGCUCCGUAACCUGCUGAAACUGCCCAAGGCACACAAGUUCGUCUGUUACGAGUGGUUCUACAGCACAAUCGAUGAAUGCCUGUUUUCUGGCAGCAACGAUUUUUUAAUAUGUUUGAAGGAGCAGUUCCCUAAACUGAAAACCACUCAACUCACCCGAACCGAAUGGUGUAAAAUUCGGCGCCAGAUGGGAAAACCACGGAGGUGUUCACCGUCAUUUUUCACCGAGGAGCGCAAUGUGCUGGAGCUGCUGCGACAGAAGGUGCGCUACAUGCAGAGCCAGCAAAGGCGCUCCUACGACCGGUCCUUCUUCAAGAACAUGCCCGACGAGGUGCCCGUGCAGCUGAGCAUCGGCACGCGGGUGACGGCCCGGCUGCGUCACCCGCAGGACGGCCUCUUCACAGGUGUGAUCCAGGCACUGGACGGCGCCAACGCCCAGUACCGCGUCUCGUUCGACAAGCCCGGCCUGGAGACCCAGUCGGUACCCGACUACGAGGUGCGCGCCAUCGAGCCAGUCGACACCGUGCCCACGGCCAGCUUCGCGCGCGCCGGCUCGGCCAGGCCGUCCCUGUUCAACACGCCGCCCCGCUUCAGUCUGCCCGAGCUGCGCUCACCGCUGGCCAACGACCCGCUCAUGUCGGCUGGCACCCCGGCAAAGUCGGAGCUGCGCCUGCUCGACCAGACCGGAGUCGUUAACGGAUACUCCAUCAAGUUUCUCUUGCAUGUGGUGCGGCUCAACAAGAUCCUCCUGGUGAAGCGUGAGCGCGUCAGUCGGCUGGAGUCGAUGAACUCUGAGGCUGAGCGCGCCCAGCUGUAUGGCCAGCCGCUGACGGACGAGUUUCAGCGGCGAUACGCGCAGCUGGUGCUCCAACUGGAGGGCAUCAACAGCCAGCUGCGGGAGACCACCACCGACGUGCAGCAGUGCUGCCAACAGCUGAUGCCGGAGAACGGCCUGUUGCCGGCCGUGCUGCCCACACACAUGAAGACGCUCUGUGACGAGGAGGCCGGCAGACAGGUGUCCGCGGCGCUCACCGGCCGCUCCCAGCGCGCCCAGCCGGUCUCCAGCGACUCGGACGUGCUCCAGCUCAUCACAAGACUCACCUCGCUCCUGCUCCAGGUCAAGAAUUUCGCCGACGCCGAGAUGAACCCGUUCGAACUGAGCUCUCUGGAGGAGACGAUGCGCGAGAUCCGCGAGUCGCUGCGACCCGAGCACCUGGCGGACUUCCAGGACCAGGUGCAGGUGCAUCUGCAGCACGUGCAGACGGGACUGACACAGCGGUGGAACAGCCGACCGGGCCGCCGGCCGCCGGCGCCCUCACCCGGCCGGCACUGAGCGCACAUGGCGAGAGGGCGCGUCCGGUGUGGGAUAGUCUCACCGAGUGUGUGUGUAACACAGCGGACUGAGUGAGGGCACGGGUGGGUGUAGCGUGUGAGAGAGGCUUUAUGAUGUGUCUAGUGUGACCCCUAGCUGGUUGGUAUUAUGGUGAUCUGGUGGGCUGGUGGCGCGGCAGUGGUAGCCACUCGCCACAGCAACGCUGGUUUUAAGUCGUGCGGUUUUAUGACUUCUUUUGCACGUUGGGUUUAUGUGUUUUGUGAAGGCGUUGCUGCUUUGUGAGGUCAGGCAACGGUGCCUCGGGUGGUCCACGAGUCGUCCCUUUUUAGAGAGCAUCGGCAUUCUUAACCUAUCAGCUGCCGGGCUGGUGUCGCGGCGGCUGGCGCGCCCGCCCCGCGGCCAUGUGCGGGUGCCUUUUCCGAGUGACAGCACGCCCCGCCGGACCGGAGAUGCGGCGGCGCCGGGGGCGGUCGGCCGGUCCCACUUUUAGCGUGAAUAGCUCUCCACAGCGCGCGCCGCCCGGGACCUGGCUGCGUAGGUAACAUUUUAUAAGUGCUAAUGGCUUGGCCUCAAGUACAAAGCGAUGUUGUAUAUUAAUGAAACGGGGGUUUCCAUAUUUGUCGUUUUGUGGUGUGAAUCAUGCAUUCAAUAAACUGAGUAAUUGUAUUUUAGAUUAUGUGCUGUUAUUUCUAGCUUUCUUUCGAUUACUGGCAAUCCAACUUUGAUGUGGGAACUGGAUUUGUCAUGAGCGCUGUUGUUUCAAUGCGAUUAUUGAUUUACCGCAAUCAGUUUGGUAUGUCUGAGGCUGAUUUUGACCAUUGAUCACGUUUUAAUACAAAAGUGUGAAAUCACU